Metarhizium album ARSEF 1941 is the source of this 822-nucleotide messenger RNA. RefSeq lists its product as uncharacterized. The record is from RefSeq and is a predicted model, not a curated record. Gene Ontology annotation, cellular component: fungal-type vacuole membrane. Gene Ontology annotation, biological process: intracellular manganese ion homeostasis. Gene Ontology annotation, molecular function: manganese ion transmembrane transporter activity; iron ion transmembrane transporter activity. The transcript has a single exon. NCBI's taxonomy places the organism in Eukaryota, Fungi, Ascomycota, Sordariomycetes, Hypocreales, Clavicipitaceae. The coding region runs from base 1 to 822 and encodes 273 amino acids.
AUGUCGAAACCCCAGAGCCCUCGGCUGACUCGCUUUCUUUCCGAUUUCACGCUCGGGUUUUCCGAUGGCCUUACUGUCCCAUUUGCCCUUACUGCAGGGCUCAGCUCACUAGGAAGAGCUGAUACCGUCAUCAAUGCAGGUCUCGCCGAGUUGUGCGCCGGAAGCAUCAGUAUGGGCAUUGGUGGUUAUCUAUCUGCACUGGAUGAGGUCCCUCACUCAACAGAAGGCAGAGAUGACAUUGUUAAAAACGGUGACGAGGAAGAGUUAAGAGCCAUGUUGCGCGAUGGAAGCUUAGAGGGCCGAUCCAGGAAUCUUAGCGAUCAUUUGGAGGAAAAGGUUUUGGAACAAGAAUCAAAAGAGGACCUAAUACGGAACCAUCUUGAGCCCCUGGCCCUACCACAUACUACCGUCCUGGAGAUUCUUGUGGCGUUGAAAAAUCGUCCUGAUGGUCUUGGACGGGCAGUCUGCCGCCUGCAGCAACAGAAUGCUGCGACAGAGCCGUUGUCGGAUCAGCUACCAAUCUCGCCCGUCGCCUCUGGCCUAUCCAUCUCGCUGGGGUAUGCCAUUGGCGGUAUCAUACCCUUGCUCCCGUACUGCUUUACUUCAACAGUGGGCAAAGGUCUCCACUGGAGUAUCGCUUUAUGCCUGAUAGUGCUCAUGGCAUUUGGAUCGGGCAAGAGCUGGCUACUCCGUGGUGAAGCGAGGAGCGUCAAGGGAAGCCUGUUGGAGGGCCUUCAGAUGCUGGUUCUGGGCAGCUUGGCCGCAAGUGCUGCAGUUCUUUGUGUGAAUCUUGUUGGUGCAGGCUCUGAGCCCAGUCAUUGA